UCUGAUUGUUUAUCUGUAGUAUCAUUUUCCACAUUUAUUUUACUGCAUAUUUAACAAUUUUCUACCUUUUAUGACUGCAAUUUUGUGAAAUUAGAUAAUAAAGAAGCUAACUUUUUGCUAGAAAGGAUUUUUUUUUUGUGUGUGUGUGUGUUCGAAGCCUUUGAAUCUUACCUACUGCUUUUGUUUGCAAAACAAUUAAUGCAAAUGAAGUUUUAGUCAGUAAUUUAUAAUUUUUAGUUGGUACAUGUUUGAUAUUUCUUUUCCUUUUGUAGCAAAUUAUGUAUAUAUAACUCAAAGUCUUUACUUUGAAUCUAACUCCGUUGUGUAUAGGCUGACUAUGUUGUUAUAAUUGUCUCUUCUUUUUUGAAAAAAAAAAAUACUUUCAUGUAAUGAUAUCAGAAGGCCUAAUGACCUCAAAAAAAGAAUCAGAAAUAUUCAUUUUGCUGCUCUAGACUGCUUUAGUGAUACUGGUUGAUUAAUGAAACACAUAGACAUAUUCUCUCCUUCCCCAAAAGGGUGUUCCAAGAUGCAUCAGAUGGGAAAGAUUCCAUAUGCAAUGCCAAUAAAUCCAUGUGCUGAGUAUAUUCCCUGAUGCUGAGUAUUUUGCUUGCCAUAGUGGACAACAGUUGUACAUGACAAAUAAUUAAGUAGGGAGUUCGCAAUCAGAAGUUCAGAACCACGAUAUUGAUAAAGUAAUAACCCUGUCAAGAUUUUAUGAGUAAGAAACUUAUAUCCAAAGUAGAAAGUACGAGGUGGAUAGGGUUAUUACCAUAUAGGUUUAUGGGUAUUGCAUUACUGAAACUAGGACAUUUCCAACCGUACUUUAUGUCACUCAACCUAAUUAAGGUCUUUAACUAGGAAAAUGAAUUCAGAUUAAAGAGAAGUACUAUUUUUACUUUUGAGGAUUAAGGCUAAUAGUGACAAUGUAAAAAAGAAUCAAAUUCUUUUGGGGUCAUACAUGGUGGUAACAUGCAUUCGCACCUCGCUCUUUGCACACAGACACAGGCGCGUUCCUGUUUGUGAAACGUCUAGGGUGGAUGUUUACGGACAAUGUUUGUUUAAGGAACUAGACCAUUGGCCAUUUUUCUGGAGGCCAGCCCAGUGAUAUUGACCUUCAAGAAAUCACUUGAUGUCAGCAACAAUUUGUUGCAAAAAGAAAGUUAUUGUAGGUACCUGAUGAAAUGCCUCCAGAAGUUCAACCAGGACAUCUACAAGAGACAGAUAGCAUUUUUAAUACAUUUGUGGGAUUUUCGGACGGUGUUGCACAUUUUAAUUUUGAUUCACAUCUCGAGAAGUUCAGCUCUGGGUUCAAAAAUGGUGAUAGUGGUACAAUAUUUGUAUCAGAUUCAUCAACCACUCUGUCACCAGUAUUGAAGUGUAAUUCACUUGAGAAGAUUAAUUCUGAAUCAAAUAGAAAAUUGUCCUUUAAACAUGAGUCUGAAACAUUAAAAGAUAUGAAUCAUUCAGAACUUCAUACCUCAUAUGCGACUAAAAAUGCUGAGAAACAGGUGGAUGUUUCAGAUCACUUGUUAAGAGGCGUUGGUUCUGAUCAUAUGGAAAAAGACACUGCUUUCUCUCUAGGUAUUACUGGUGAAGGAGUGUCAUACUCUAGCAGAAAUGUGCAAGAUGAUGAAGGUAGAGUAGUUGGUCGAGACAUAGGACUUGGAAGCUUUAAUGUGCAUGAAAGUGAACCCUCCUGCCAGCGUAACAAUGUUUGUGCUUCACAGAGAAGAUCUCGUAAACCUACACUAAGGUACAUUGAUGAAUCAUCAGAACCAAUUUCUAAGCACUCUAAGAAGAGACGGAGAAUUUCUACAGCUCCUUCAGCUAUGAAGACUUCAGGAGUUGGAAGCAAUGCUAUUAAAUCCAGGACACCUGUGCUGUGUUCAGAUGAAUCAUUUAUGGAAGCAAUUCAAGUACCUUUUGACUCUCAAGUGCAGGUACCAGUUGAAUCUCAAAAACAGGUACCAGUAGACUCUCGGGUGAAAGUACUCGUUGACUCUCGAGUAAAAGUACCAGUUGACUCUCAAGUGAAAGUACCAGUUUACUCUCAUGUGAAAGCACCAGUUGACUACAAAAAACAAGCACAAGGCGAAUCUCAAGUAUGGAAAGAGUGUCGGAAGCAACUUGCUCUUGUUGAGUAUCACACGCCAGACUCUGCAACAGAGACAUCUCUAGAUAAGUUAGAACAUGACUUCAGUACACCAGUAAUUUCGAAGAAGGUUAAAUGUUCACGGAAGCAUAAGGUGUGGACUAUUGCGGAGGUGAGGGACCUGAUUGAUGGUGUAUCGCAAUAUGGAGUUGGAAAGUGGACCGAGAUAAAGAAACUCUUGUUCUCAUCUUCUGCUCACCGCACACCUGUAGACCUUAAGGACAAAUGGCGUAACCUUAUUAAAGCAAGCUGCGCUGAGGAACAGCGGAAGAAAGAGAUGCAGGAUAAGAAAGGAAGAAAUCAGCCCUGGCGCCCUUUGCCCAAGUCCAUUUUGCGACGGGUUCGUGAACUUGCCAUGAUUUAUCCAUGUCCAUAUAAUGGUAACUCUGAGGAUUUGAAUGUUUGCCAGGAUUCUUCUACCUCGUAUUCUUCCAUUAAAACUGGCAGCUCACCACAUAUAAGGGGGAAAAAAUUGCAUAGGAAAAUUGCACUUUAGUAUAGAUACCUUGAGGUUUGCCAGGCAGAUUUACAUAAUCAUUAGCCGAUCUGUCUUUUAAACUAGAACAUCUUUUGACCAGGAGUGUGAUUCUCUUUAAUAAUAUAGACCGCAUUGCUCUAGCACAAUAAUGUGCAUAUAACCAGUGUCCAACAGAAAGUGCUUAUAAUCAGCAUCUUGAUUGUAAGAGAUGCUUUGUAUAUAAUUCAGUGGCAUCUGCAAGUGUAAUAUGUAGCUGGUUAAGCAGUUCUCCUUGUGGAUGAUUUGGGUUGCCUGAAAUUGAUCUUGCGUACUUAUGUGCCCAAAGGGGGCUUAGAUUGAUGUUUUAAUUGUAUAAUUCUUUUUCAUUAGAAACAAGGAACUUGGAUUUAUAAAUAUAAACUUUAAAAAACUACUAUCAUAUUACUGGGGUAUAUAGUGGUAUAUGGUAUUGAUUAAUUAUAGUUUCCAUGGACCUUGAUUAGUUUUAAACUUGAGGAAAUUAAAACCCUUGACACAAAACUCUCCUGUUCAUUUUCCUUGUCCAAUUUUUGUGGGCAUCUCCCUGAAUCACACAAUUUUCAUCGACGAACACACGUUUCCACCUUUUAAUUCAUUUAAUGCCCAGUUGGAUGGCUGUGGAAAUGAGAAUUAAUCGUUUUAUUUAUCUUUAUCAUAAAUUUAUCGAUGGUUUUUGUUUUGAUAAAUUAGAAAAUUUUGAUCCUAAUCAUGAAUUAAAUGUGUGAUUUUUUUGAUAAAUCAGAAAUUUUUGAUGAAAUCAAAGUAUAGUCAGUAAAUUUAUUAAGAAAAUUUAAAAAUUAAUCUGGAAUUUUUAGAAUAAAUCCUUAUAUUCUUGAUAUCUUUGUCAGAACAUAAUAUCCGGUUUAGUACAGAGCAGGUCACCAAGUCUCGGAUGCAACAUUUAUGUUUUCCUUUUGGAAAAAUUCAUUGUGUCGUAACUAUCUUUUACUGUGCAAUGUUCAUGAUAUCUUUGUCGGAACAUAAUAUUUUUUUAGUACUGAACAGGUCACCAAGUCUCCCAUGCACCGUUUAUGUUAUCCUUUUGGAAAAAUUCAUUGUGUUGUAUUUAUCUUUUACUCAGUAGUGUUCCUGUAUGCAUCUACAAUAACAAAUUUUGAUUAAACUAACAACUGCUCAUUAUUUAGGAACAUAAGUAUCAGAUAAUUUUUACAGCAUUUUAAAAGAAUUUUACAGACAUUCACUUAGGAGAGACAUCGACAAGAAGCAAGAAGAUAAGUCCUGACAAAGACAAAAAGUAUAAAAAUAAACAUUACUCCUGACUGUAUGCCGUUUAGCAGAUUGGCAGAGGAGCACCAUUCCAUGACUGUAGACACUCCAACAAUGGAUCAAUUAUCUCUCCUUUGGUCAUUGCUGUGAAUACCUUAUCGAACUCUUCUCCGGGGGACGUCACCUUUUCUCCGGUAAGAUAUUCGGUUCCCAGUUCUUCCCUCACAAACUUGUACAGUGGAUAUGACCUGCACUCCUUAAUCCUGUUAGGGAUCGCUGGAUUUCCACUUUCUACCGCGGCUCUAGCACUUUCAACUUCUUUAGGCAGAAGGGCCUUCAGUUCAUCCUCGAAUGCUGCAAUCUUUUGGAAGAUGGAAGUGCUCAAGUUCCUCUCUUUAUCACCAUUAUUCAAUGCGUGCUCAACUAGAGUUUCCCUUAGUUUUUGCAUCAAGGGGUAAGUUGCACUGCAGGGAUCAUCAAUGUACGCAAAAAUGUAUUCGCGGUCUACAACUCUGAGCAAGUCUUUCUCACAGAAUCUUGAGGGAUGGAGUUCACCGUUGACACCCAUGGUUAGAACUCGCUUAGCUACUUGGCUCACUGUGUUUUUGACAGUGCUCUUCAUAUUCUCUUCCAGAUGCCUCAAGUCUAUAGCUUGGCAGAGGCCCACUAAAAAUGUUGUAGACAUGAGCUUCAAAAUUUCUACAGCUUCAGAUGUUUUCCUCGAAGAUAUUAAGCCCAGUGAGUUGACAUCUUGAUUGUGUUGUUCAGCACUUUGGACAUGGUUAGUCACUGGAUUGGCCAAAAACUGGAGUUCAGAGCAGUAUGAUGCCAUGGCGAUUUCAGCACCCUUGAAUCCAUAAUCCAAGCUCGGGUUACGGCCUCCAGACAAGUUUGAUGGCAACCCAUUGUUGUAAAAAUCGUUGACAAGUUCUGAAAAUUGUGCAAACAUCAAUUUUCCAAUGGCGGCUAUAGCCAAACGUGUAUUGUCCAUGGAAACACCGAUUGGGGUUCCCUGGAAAUUUCCACCAUGUAUAGCCUUGUUCCUGGAAACAUCAAUCAACGGGUUAUCAUUGACAGAGUUGAUCUCUCUCUCAAUCAUUUUAGUCGAUGAUCUGAUCACUUCAAUUUGAGGACCAAGCCAUUGAGGAGAUGUUCUCAGAGCAUAUCUGUCUUGUUUUGGUUUCUGUAACGGAUCCAUUUCAUGAAGCUUCUGAGCAGCCUUAACGUAAGCGCUUCCAUCCAAUAUGUGUUCCAUUAUAGCUGCAGCCUCAAUUUGUCCUGGAUGGUGCUUCAACUUAUGUGUCAAGUGAUCGGUGAAUUCAGGCUUUCCUUGCAUGACUUCAGCGAAAAUUGCUGACAUAACUUCAGCUAGAACCGCUAAUAUAUUAGCCUCAAAAAGUACCAUAGAGGCCAUGCCAGAACCAACAGCUGUUCCAUUAACAAGCGCUAGGCCUUCUUUUGGCUGCAAC
Daucus carota subsp. sativus is the source of this 5344-nucleotide messenger RNA. RefSeq lists its product as uncharacterized. The coding region runs from base 1182 to 2648 and encodes 488 amino acids. The record is from RefSeq and is a predicted model, not a curated record. NCBI's taxonomy places the organism in Eukaryota, Viridiplantae, Streptophyta, Magnoliopsida, Apiales, Apiaceae. The transcript has 6 exons.